GCUGUGAACGAGUGUCUGUGCAGAAUGGAUUUUAUUUUGGUUCAGCAGACAGCGUGCGGGAGCAGCAGCUUUGUAGACGAUUCCCGCUCCUUUUGGAUUAUCUCAGAAAUUGCCGAUGUUGUGACAACCAGAAAAGGCAGAACCCAGAAAGGAAGAUGAACUUUGAUUCUCUCGAGGGAUCCAUCCAAAACCUUCUGUCUGUGCUGUUCCCGCCCUUUGAGGCCACCGCCCCCACGCUUCUCAGCCAGCUCUUCCAAGUCAUCGACAAUCAUUAUCAGGGAGACGCCCUUCGGUGCUUGCUGGACUUUCUGGUCCCAGCCAAGCACAUCUUAGACACCGUGCAGCAGGCUGCAUGUGCUCCAUACUCUGGUGUUCUUUUCGUCUAUGAGGGCUGGCCUCUGUGCUUAUGUGACCAAGUUGUCGUCCAUCUUGCUCCCAUCGACCCAGUGCUACUUCAGCCGGGUGAUUUUUAUCUCCAGGUGGCACCAUUCUGUGACCAAUCAGCUCGCAUCGUGGUUUGCAGCCUCCUGGAAGACGAGGACUUAUUGGAGGAAUUAGUAGAGGAAACCCCAAUUCCUGAAACUUCCUAUCCUUGCAUAUUCAGCCUCGACUGGUUAGAUGAGCUCAACAACGGCCGCCAGGGAACGCCUCUCAGCCGAUGCCUGCUUGCCACAGAGCAGGGCGUGGUGAGGUUACCAUGGGAACGGGUGGCCGUGCCUGAAUUUGCCGACAGGCCACACAGUGCUAGGAGUAGUAUGGCCUCUGCUCCUCGCUCAUAUCCUGCUUUGCCAUCUCCGCUUCCUCUCCUUUCACCUCUUCCUAAUUCUUCAUCUAAUCAAUCUUUACCACUUAUUCCUUCAAAGGAAUCUGCACUCAAACUGCUUCCUCUAACCAUUCAAAAUUCAGUUUUAACAUCUUCUUCACAUCCCUCUCCCUUCUCCGUGGAGACCAGAAUAUGUCCAGCAAAGCACGGUAUUGCUGUGUCGCUUUGCUUGGUUGAUGUUAGUGCUGCUUCUUCGUCAAGGCUGAUCAGAGUUACAGAGACUGAAUCAGAGCCUAAGCCUUUAGGUUGGGUGUCCCCUAACACGUGGGAUAGCCGCUUUACUGGGAAAGGUACAAGCACAAGACCAAGCACUGUUUCAGAUACGUGGACCCCUACGAAUACUGAUCUAAUUGUAUGCAAAGGUCAAGAUAAGGGUGCUGAAAUCACAGCGCAAGAUAAAGGUAAAGAUAGAAACCUUCAAGAUACCAGUAGAGGUGAGCCAGCACCCAUUGUUGGUGCAGAAGGGGAAUAUAUUGAUAUCCUUCAAGCCACUAUGCUUUUCGGUAGAGCUCAGUCAAUUAAAGAAGAAAAACAAAAAUCAGAGGCACAAAUCCAACCACAUGCACAAAUUCAGGGACAAAUGCAGAGAUAUCUGCAGAGACCUGCACAAAUCCAGCCACAGGAUUCACACAGGCAAACACAAGGGCAGACGGCAACACGGAUGCCACCUCCCACACAGUGGCAAGCACCAGUGCAGCUACCUGCAAAACCUCAAACGCAAAGUCAUCUUAGACCCAACGAGUCUGCAGAAAAAGGACCUCCAUCCACUUUCAGUCCUUCCCAGCCUCACCACCCUCACUCUGACUUCACUGAUCCCUCUGAGUGUAUCCGGACUGUGCAUUUCUCAGAGAAACCCUGUACUCCAUGCAUGAGAAGAAAACAGGGCGGAAAGGUUUCCAGGGCUCAGGAGCUGAGGUGUCGAUACAGGGACUCCUACCAGGCUGCGCUGCAAAAUCCCGUCACAUUUGGAAAGGAGAAAGAGAAAGGAGCUGCAUUAGCUGUGGUGGAGGAGGAUGGUGAUUUCUCACUGUGUAAAAACAGACAGGGGCCACUUGAGAAUGAAACAAGGGAUCUGUGUUUUAAUUUUCAAAGAAUGUAUGGUGACUCUGGGAUGCAAAACCACCGUCCUCAAGCUGUUUGUAAGGAGUCGGGAGAAUAUGACACAGCUCCGUAUUGGAAACCAGGAGAUAUAAACAUCACCCCCUGUAUGGAUUACAGGGGAAUAAAUGCUUGUCACUUUGGUGAGCUACCAGAGCAGACAUAUGAUAGGACCACAGUGCCAUUUAGGGAACCACUGGAUGUAAACUCUGCCUAUGGCAGUACACACAAUGUGAAUGGAACAAAUUCAACAGUAGAAACACAGAUGACUAACGCUAAAGCUCAGUCGAGCUCAAAUGGACAGUCACGUGUCUCCACCAAACACCACGGAUUACUAUUUAGUUCGAAUGAAAUUUCUGGGAAGCACGUGACCCUCAAACCCUGCGAGCAGCUGCCAAACAGAACAAGUUCUGCGGGGAGCCCUUUCACAGCAUCACAAAACACACAAGUAUGCACAUCGAAUAAAAGGUGUUCAUCCCUCUCCACUGCUGUUGUGGACACCUCAGAGAAGUGUGAACUGGUUAUCGUCGAUGGUAAAAAUGUCAGGAGGAAAGAAAAUAGCAACUCCUGUGCAGAGAUUCCCCAGCUGCAUGUGGUUAAAUGUAAAAACAGCACCGCCUUCAGAUUAGUUUCACCAAAGAUCAACAGGAGGAACAUGGCUGUUCUAGAUGGUGAUCAGCCUGGCAGCGCUUCCAUAACUAGUAGAAACAGCCAGCAAACACAGAAACCAUCACAGACAGAUACACCUCUAGUGGCAGGGACACAGAAGACCUCCCGGCCUCCCUCUGUUCGUCCUAGACCUGACCACUUACCUCUAGGAUCUCCAGACCCCGGAGCCCACCCCCUCUAUCUGGGAGUAGCAUCACUUACAGGCGGCAGAGACAGGACGGGCAGGGCAGUAGUUGAACUGUAUGGUGACCACCCGGGAUGGCGAACAGCUGUAACAAGCCAGGAGAUCUUCCAGAUGCUGCUCUACUUCCACUCUAUUACCAGGACAGAAAUCAGAGACAGUGGGAUGACACUAGUGUUCGAUGCGAGGAAAACUAAUCCUCAGCCGCACCUCUAUAAAGCUUUGAUGACUCUUCAGGAGCAGCGCCCUCAAGCAGUGAGCAGUUUGGUUAUGCUGGUGGACAAAGAGAACAACUUCAGACCAGAAAGGUGUCCAGGGAUACAGACUGAUAUAGUGACAUCAGUUAAAUCGUUGCUGAAGCUGGUGGAGGUGAGUCAGCUGAGUUCACACCUGGAUGGGACACUGUCUCGUGGUAACGUUGACUGGAAGGAGCUACAUCAGAAACUCUUCCCAUUUGUCUACGAUCUGCAUGUGGCCUCCAGCCUGCUCCUGAGAGCCAUCAGCAAGCUCGAGGAGCCCCGCAGGACAGAUACUGUACAGGGUGUGCAGCAGUGCAUGAUAGACCAGAGGACUCUGAUGAGGGAUGUUCUGGAGGACAGCCGAUUGGUCAGCCUGCAGAGAGAGGGUGGAGCUAUCCUGGCUAGGCUAAGGAAGCAGAGCGACCUCAAAUACCCCCACUGUGAGGACUUUAGUGAUGCAGUGGACUCAGUGACAGGUCUGUACAACCACGUUGAGGAGCAGGCUCACGUCCUCGUGCAGCGGUCCAACGUGUCGCUGGAGCACCUGGAGUACCUGCUCCAACUCAGAGAGAUGGAGGGGCACUUCACACAGAUUCAGCAGUGGUUUAAUGAGGAGGGAGAGCACCAUUUGUUGGAGGCAGAGUCAGUGGAGGACUCUGGAGACAGAAUGGAGCAGAUCCUCAACAUCUUCACUGGUUUCCUAAUUGAAGCUAAUGACCGACGGCACCACGCCAUGUCUUUGGUGUCAGAGGCCGAGCGGCUUCAGCAGAGAGGGAUCUCCUACCCAGAGACUGAGGCGUUCAGGGAUUUUGUCUGUACCUUCAAGUCAGGCCUGGAGGACUUCCUAUGCCGAGCAGAGGCGUGUGGCAGAGAGCUGCAGAUCAUGGUCAACGUGUGCGAUUUUUGUGAGCAGGCUACAGCACUGUCCAGUGAAUGCAUUGAUUACCUGGACCAGUGUCAGUCCAGAAUCCAUGCAGUGCAGGACCUUGAAAGCGCCUCACAGGUUAAACAAAGAGACACUCUGCUCCAAAACCAAGACUCUAGUCCAAACAUUGCAUCCCUUUGUCAGUUUGACAUCCAUACAGAGCAAGGCUCACAUCCAACCACCACCGGUGUUUCCCCCUCAUGCACCGACAGCUCCAUCCUCCAGGCUUUCCAUGACAGGUUCCAACAGUUCAGCCCGGAGAAAUUCCAGGAGGUAAAGGCACAGGCCAGCUUCCUGCAGGGCUCCCGGGGGAUGCGUGUCUGGAACUUUGCCUGGCUGAGAAGUCAGGAAGCCCGGCAACAGCUUCAGGAGAGGAUGCAGAAUGUGGAUGAGGUUUAUCACCAGCAACCAGAUUCUAGCAGCUGGUGUGAAGGUCAUUUUGUUGACGUGGUGAGCACUAAUGUUCAGACAGCUUCUCCCGGCAGCCAUAAUUUGGUGGUACAAUCAACCCCUGGGCCUCGGCAUCCGCAGUGGGAAAGCAUCAUGUCAGGAGCGGUGGAUUUAGGAAAGAGAAGACCGAUCCUGGGCAACAACUGCGCUAAUUCAACAGCUGUAGCCUGCUGUAACAUCAUCGUUAAACCUGAGGAUUACAGUGAGGCUGGAAUUUACCAGGGGUCAAAGGUCGCUCCACAAUCUCCUCAUAGGUCAGAAAGGAGAACAGAAAGAGAGGUGAAGAGGAGACAAAUAAGCAGAGCUAGAAGCGAGAGAGACACUGCCGCUCUGUCUCAAUCCCACACUGUCGGCUGCCAAUGGUUUCCAUGGGGACGGGGUUUUGGGGUGAGGUCAGCGAGUCAGGACUCAUGUACCACACGAGUGGCAAAAGCAGGAUCAUCUACUCCUCCAGAGCAGCGAGUUCGAACCCCAUCAUCUUGUUCCCACCAUGGUCAGCCGUCUUGUCGAAUCCUCCAAGAAGCCCAGAAGUUUCAGAUCUCCCGCCAUGGGAGCUUCUGCUCAGAAGACUCCUGCAUGAGCGACCACGGGACUGUGGGGGGUAAAGGGACUUCAUGCUGCAAACACUCCAGCCUGCCCACUGGGAGGAAUGAGGGGACCUGUUGUUUAGAGAGUCCACAUGGGAGUGCCAGCCGCGCCCUGAGGCUGCAGCGUGUCAUGGAGGAGUUGGUGUUCACAGAGAGGGAGUAUGUCCGCUCCUUAGGCUACAUCCUCACCCACUACCUCCCCCUAAUGGACAGACUAGACAUCCCCCAGGACCUCAGGGGCAAGCGAGGGGUCAUCUUUGGCAACCUGGAGAAGCUUUAUGAUUUCCACAGCCACUAUUUCCUGCCAGAGCUGGAGGCCUGUCCAAGGGAGCCUGCGAUGAUGGCCCGCUGCUUUCUCAGACACAGUGAGAGUUUUGGUCUAUAUGCUUUGUACAGCAAGAACAAACCUCAAUCAGAUGCCCUGAUCCUGCACCGUCCCCAUGACAUCUUCAAGAAGAAGCAGCAGGAGCUGGGAGACAUGAUGGACCUUUCAUCCUACCUUCUGCGCCCUAUCCAGAGAAUUAGCAAGUACAGCCUUCUGCUCCAGGACAUGUUAGCUUUGGCUGGCUCAUACAGGCCAAAAGAUAUAAUCCAGGAUGCACUGUGCACUUCUAAUAUAUGCGCGCAAAGCGUGUCCGGCCCAGCUGUGUAUGUGCCUGACCUGACGAGCAGUGAGAGGGAGCGGGAGAGGGCCGAGAUCCAGGCUGCCGCAGCUCUGAUUCGAUUUCAGAUGCGUCAUGGCAACGAUUUACUCACCAUGGAUGCCAUUCAGGAUUGUGAUGUGAAUUUGAAAGAACAAGGCCAGCUGAUUCGCCAGGAUGAGUUCACGGUUUUCUUCAGGAAGAAGAAAUGUGUCCGCCGCGUCUUCCUCUUUGAAGAUCUGAUUCUCUUCAGCAAGACCAAGAAGACGGACAUCGGAAACGACGUGUACAUCUACAAGCAGUCAUUCAAGACAAAUGACAUUGGGAUGACUCAUAACUCUGCUAUGAGCGCUCUGUGUUUUGAGAUCUGGUUCCGGAGGAGAAAAAGUGAGGACACCUACACUCUGAGAGCCUCAAGCGUGGAGGUGAAGAAAGCCUGGACCACAGACCUGGAGAGGAUACUCUGGGAUCAGGCUGCUCAUAGUAGAGAAAUGCGCAUGCAGGAGAGGGUAUUCAUGGGAAUGGACCGCAAGCCAUUCAUGGAUAUUCAACCCAGUGAUGCUGCAAUUUGUGACCGAGCUGUCAGCUGUGUUGUUACCGACAGAAUCCCUGUGGCGUGUUGUUCACACAGGGGUUUAGACUAUCCCCGACCUCACUCCAUUGGCUCUGGCAGCACCACCUCCACCACCCUCAGCCAAUCGUCUUCCUCAUCCGGCCGUGGCUCACUGCCCCCUGCCGGACAUCCCGGGAACCUGUCGCAGGGCGUGGAUGCCAAUCCAGCUGUCUGCUCCUCCCCUGACGCUGUGACUGACAAUGAACUCAACAAUCAUCACCUACAUCAACAUCACCUUAACUAUGAGCAGUGCAAUGAUCGCCAUCCACUGAUGGACAGCACCGAGUCUUCUGAGGAGUGCACGAAUCUCUUCAGCAGCUCGGAGCACAGCUGUCUGUCUUGCAUCAGUGGCGAAAUAGUGGACGACUCCUCCUGUGUAUCUCAGAAUUCACAGACCCACCCACAGACCUGUCGGACACCCAGCCCGAGGCGAAGCAGCUCACCGACAGCUACCAGAAAGAAGCCAGGUGUAGCUCCCAAACCUCCUCAUCUGGCUAAUUCUCAAGUGCAGGGUGAUGCACUUAUAAUUGGAAAAUCAACAGAAGUUUAAUAUUGAAUCCCCAGCAGAAGAAAGAUUGGACUUCAACUCAGGCUGGUCAGUCCUGCUGCGGUCACCCAGCAGAGAUGGAUGAACUAUCAGAAUGAAAAAUAUUAUGUGCAACCAGACUUUGUCAUUUUAGAGGCGUUUGGGGUUUGCUUUUGCAUGUGUCAUACCUCAGUCACUCAAAUGUGGUAAAUUUGAUCAUAUGAAGAAGAUAAGGCUGUGAUGCUGAUGUCACACAUUCAUCAUGAAGUGUGAAACGUAGCGCCAUCAGUGGGAGUUUUUUAAUAAACACAAUCAGAUAUGUGAUACGAGGUGUGCCUAGUCUUUUUGCCCAUCAGAGUCGUCCUAAUGCCCCCCAAUGCAGGUUUUACCUUUAUAAAGAACCAGGUAUCUGCUGUUACAGCUGUGGUGGAUUAAAACCAUAGCAAAAAUAUGCAGUUGAAUAGGAAUAAUUAUACCUGCUGCCUCACAUUAGGUCACCAAAAAUUCCAGAAAAACAUUCUCAUGUCAUGAAAUAUAACUAAUAUAUAUUUUAAAGUGUGAUUUGUCUUUUCUGCUGAUGUCUGGAGGCUGUGUUAUAAAAGAGCCCCUUGGGGUGACCAGAUAGCAAGGAGGCAUUCUAUGACUGCAUACUUUUUAAAAUAUGAUUUGUAUGAUCUUCUAUCCUGUACAGCUUGUACAAUUGUUGAUUAACAGGGAUCACAGAGAUAAUGUUUUAUUUAUGGCUGUCUUGAAAGGUAGCAGCUCAUGUGAGACAAACACCAGAGCAGCAUGUAUAAACCACUCCAAUCUAGAGUAUUUAAUGCUUUUUUUUUUUCUUUUGUCAAAGUCAAAGCAUUGCUUAGGAAGUAAAUCGCAAUCAUGUAUUUUUGCCAGCUUAACCACAUUGUUCUGCCAAUACGCUCGCACAGAGCCCAGUACUACUUGGAAACUCAGGCUUAACAUGAAUGGGGAUAAACUGAGAAAUGUGGAUACUGUAUGGAUUGAAAUAUAAAAUUAAUUUAAUUAAUCUACAGUAAAUAACACUCGUAAAUACAUUUCUGUUUCUUCUGUACUGUAACCUUUUGAGGGUCCUUUUACUGCCACUGUAUUUUUAAACUGAUGCUUUUUACCUGUAUGCCUCUAAGUUUCUUAGUAAUCCUCCACCCACCGAUGUAUCUGUACGGAGAGACUAGUCACUCGUGUGUUUUCAUAUCUUGAUUUAAAUGACUGUGUGUGUGCAGGGAAGCAAGAAAAGCUACUUCAUAAUAAGCAGUGAAUAGAAUAAGGCCUUAAUCUUGCAAGCAGAAACCACUUACCGUCUAGGGUCCACUAAGCGUUACAUCUGCUCCAUGUACCAAGUUUCUCUUUAUGAAAACGACCAUUAAAACACAUUUUUAAAUGUGUUUUCUUUAAAGGUA
This is a messenger RNA of Maylandia zebra (zebra mbuna), 8170 nucleotides long. RefSeq names its product pleckstrin homology domain-containing family G member 4B. Gene Ontology annotation, molecular function: guanyl-nucleotide exchange factor activity. The record is from RefSeq and is a predicted model, not a curated record. NCBI's taxonomy places the organism in Eukaryota, Metazoa, Chordata, Actinopteri, Cichliformes, Cichlidae.